Messenger RNA from Nicotiana tabacum (common tobacco), 892 nucleotides. RefSeq names its product partner of Y14 and mago. Gene Ontology annotation, cellular component: cytoplasm; exon-exon junction complex. Lineage: Eukaryota; Viridiplantae; Streptophyta; Magnoliopsida; Solanales; Solanaceae. The record is from RefSeq and is a predicted model, not a curated record. Gene Ontology annotation, biological process: exon-exon junction complex disassembly. Gene Ontology annotation, molecular function: RNA binding.
AUGGCGACCAGAGGAGGAGAGGACGAAGCGAAACAAAUGGCAGCUGAGCUAAGCAAAACCCUAAAAGAAGGAGAAAGACUUCUCGCGCCAACCCGACGCCCCGACGGAACCCUCCGUAAACCCAUUCGUAUUAGGGCUGGUUAUGUGCCUCAAGAUGAAGUUGCCGUUUACCAAUCUAAAGGCGCUCUUUGGAAGAAGGAAAUGGAGUCAUUGCAGGAUGUUCCGCCGGGGUAUGAUCCGGUGAUGGAGGCUAAACCUAAGUCUAAAGCUGCCAAGCGGAAUGAAAGGAAGAAGGAAAAGCGUCAACAGGCUGCAGUUGAGAAGGGUAAGAAUCCAGAGAGUGGUGAAGUCUCAUCUGCUGAAAAUUCAGUUGGCGUUCCAGAGCAGGUUGAGUCAGUUAUGUCCCAGAUAAACAGUCUUGCGAUAUCUGCAAAUCCUGUUGUCCCCCCUUCAAAUUCAAUCGAGUCUUCUGCCGUGGGAGAUAGUGUGCAGGACAUUGACAAAAAGAUCCGAGCUCUGAAGAAAAAGAUUCGGCUGACAGAAGCUCAACAGCAGAAGACUGAGGAGAAGGAUAUGAAGUCAGAACAGCUGGAAAAAGUGGCUAAGUUGGAAAGCUGGCGAAAAGAGUUAAAGGUUUUGGAGGAUAAAAAGGCUGAACUGGAAGCAUGACAUCAUGAAUUUAAUUUUAGGCUGAAGAAACUCGUAGUUUAAGUUACGGUAGCCUGGUGGAAUUUUACCACUGCAUCAAUAUACUCAACGCCCAAGAUGUUAAGGGAAAUGUGUGUUUAUCUUGUAAUUUGUGCACUAGUUAGGGCAAAACAACACAGGAUCUAGGGCGUGUUUGGUACGAAGUAAAAUGUUUUUCAAUUUUCCCAUGUUUGGUUGGCUUGAA